Molecule: messenger RNA, 2131 nt
Organism: Ipomoea nil (Japanese morning glory)
Lineage: Eukaryota; Viridiplantae; Streptophyta; Magnoliopsida; Solanales; Convolvulaceae
Product: mitogen-activated protein kinase 15-like
Exons: 10
Coding region: 197-1867 (556 amino acids)
Biological process (GO): protein phosphorylation; intracellular signal transduction
Cellular component (GO): cytoplasm; nucleus
Molecular function (GO): MAP kinase activity; ATP binding
Source: RefSeq, a predicted model, not a curated record
UUCACUUUUUGCCAGAAGAUCGGUUCUGACUGAAUUCAUUGUUGCUGCGGUUAUUCGGUUUAUUUUUUAUCUGGGGUUUUGAUUCUUCAAAGUGUUUGUCUUUUUGUUGAAGUCAAACUCUUUAUACCCUUUCUGCGAUCUAAUCUCUGCUUUAGAUAGCUAAGAUUCGGUAUUUUCAUGCUUUUAUGUACAAGAUAUGCAGCCUGAUCAGCGGAGAAAGGCAUCUGCAGAUGUAGAUUUCUUCACAGAAUAUGGUGAGGGUAGCAGAUACAGAAUAGAAGAAGUAAUUGGAAAAGGUAGCUAUGGAGUUGUAUGCUCCGCAUAUGAUACAUAUCUUGGUGAGAAAGUUGCAAUUAAAAAGAUAAAUGAUAUCUUCGAGCAUGUCUCGGAUGCAACACGUAUCCUUCGGGAGAUUAAGCUUCUUAGACUUCUUCGCCAUCCAGAUAUAGUGGAAAUCAAGCACAUCUUACUGCCUCCUUCUCGAAGGGAAUUCAAGGACAUAUAUGUAGUUUUUGAACUCAUGGAGUCUGAUCUUCAUCAGGUCAUUAAAGCAAAUGAUGACUUGACUCCAGAACACUAUCAAUUCUUUCUUUAUCAGCUUCUCCGAGGAUUAAAAUACAUACACACAGCCAAUGUCUUUCACCGAGACCUAAAACCAAAAAAUAUAUUAGCAAAUGCUGACUGCAAACUCAAGAUCUGUGACUUUGGUCUUGCAAGAGUGGCCUUCAAUGAUGCCCCCACAGCUAUAUUUUGGACAGAUUAUGUUGCAACAAGAUGGUACAGGGCUCCUGAAUUGUGUGGAUCCUUUUUCUCUAAGUAUACACCAGCUAUUGAUAUAUGGAGCAUUGGGUGCAUAUUUGCAGAACUCUUAACUGGAAAACCUCUCUUUCCUGGGAAAAAUGUUGUUCACCAAUUGGAUCUGAUGACUGAUUUAUUGGGAACACCAUCUCCUGAAGCCAUUGCCAGGAUUAGAAAUGAAAAAGCUCGAAGGUAUUUGAGCAGCAUGCGUAAAAAGAAGCCCAUACCUUUCUCCUAUAAGUUUCCAAAUGCUGACCCCCUUGCACUAUGCUUGCUGGAAAGGAUGCUUGCUUUCGAUCCAAAAGAUAGACCUACUGCAGAAGAGGCUCUUGCAGAUCCAUAUUUCAGAAACUUGGCCAAAGUUGAGAGAGAGCCUUCUGCACAUCCAGUUACAAAAAUGGAAUUUGAAUUUGAACAGCGAAGGAUAACAAAAGAGGAUGUAAGAGAUAUAAUCUACCGAGAGAUUCUAGAAUACCAUCCAAAGAUGUUGAAGGAGUACAUAGAGGGGGCAGAGCCAACAGGUUUCAUGUAUCCUAGUGCGGUUGACAAAUUUAAGAAACAAUUUGCAUAUCUUGAGGAGCACUAUGGAAAAGGUGGAGGAGUUGUUGCCCCACCUGAGAGACAACAAGCCUCAUCACUGCCAAGGCCAUCUGUCUUGUAUUCCAAAAAUUGUGGCGGGCAAAAUCCAGCAGACGUCACAAAUGAUUUCUCUAAAUGUUCUAUCAAAGAAGGUGGCAAUUCGGGGAUACCCAUCACAACAAUUCCUCUACAAGCUGUUCAUGGUGGUUCGGGCAGGCGUGGAAGGGUUGUUAGUUCAACAACCACGGGGCGUUAUAACAGCUAUACCGCAGCAGCAGAUGCCACUGAGCAGCGAAGAAUGGGUAGAAAUAUUCCACCACAAUAUGCUAUUUCUAAUGCUGCUUCAUAUCCUAGGAGACACCCCAAUUGUAAAAGUAAAAAUGAUGGGGGAGAAGAAGAUGGCGGCCAUGAGAUAUCCAACGGUGUGCAGCCUAAACCAAGAAAAGUAGCUGCUGCAGCUCCUGGUGGAUCUGGAAGCCAAUGGUAUUAAACAAACUUAAUUGUCUGAAUCUUAGAGCUGAUGAAGAAGAAGAAGACGGGAAAAUUAAGAUGGUUUACUCAAAUCACUUUCCACUUGUUUAUUAAUUACUCCAUUAUAUAUAUACCUGACAAGUUGCAGGCUGGCUUGCAGAGAGCAUUAUAUUAGGUGUGUAUUAACACUGCCACCAUAAACAAAACCCCACAAUAUGCAUGGAAGUUUGGCAGUUGAACCAAUUCUCUUUAGCUUCUUUAUAUCAAGCUAGAAUGGGUUUUA